AUGCAGGGGAUAAAGGACGUCCGUUGGCUGUCACGCAGCGACGCGAUCCAGCGGCUCGCGGCUGUACUUCCUGCGACUAUUGUUGUGCUUUGGGAGCACGACAAAGAUGCCUACAAGAUGGUCACUAGCUUCAAGUUUCAUUUCUUCUUGUUCUUCCUGGCAGAUGUGCUCAAGGAGCUCAACGAACUGAACCAGAAGUUUCAGCGGCGGACGGUGGACAUCACCCGUGUGACCGCCAUGGUGCACAACACGGCAGGAAGGCUACGUGCUCGCUACAUUGAAUACGGCGUGAACUACGCCGAGGACAGUCAUUUGCUGAGCCGCUUCCUGGAGGAGCAUGGCCCCACUUCCAAGAGGGAGGUUACGGUAUCAGGCACGGAUGGGGAAGGCAAUCCAGUCACCCACAAAUUCGAUCUUCAUGAGGAAGCAAUCAAGGGCCAGAAGUCCAAGGGCGACAUGGAGUCUUGCAUCUCUGUCACUUCCCUGUUUGCGCAGGAAGUGGUAAAGCACCUCCUUAAGCGGAUGGAGAGCCUUGAUUCGCUCGUCGGCGCGAAGCUGUUUCUGCCUGACGCUUACCCCAAUGGCCCUACGAAGAGAGAGCGCGUCUGCCAGGAGUGGUUCCAGUCUCUUCGCGAGCUCUUCAAGGCGGACAAGUUUGUUCUGCCAGAGGCAUCAGAGGACGAGGAACUGACAGAGGCGGAGAAAAAGAGGAAGAAGGGAAAGGCACGUGCAGUUGACAGUGACGAGGAGGACGAGGAGGAAGCAGGUCUUGAUGUGCGGGCGACUGUGACCCUGGUGUCGUCAGACACUGAGUGA
Molecule: messenger RNA, 816 nt
Organism: Closterium sp. Naga37s-1
Lineage: Eukaryota; Viridiplantae; Streptophyta; Zygnematophyceae; Desmidiales; Closteriaceae
Source: the annotation of a GenBank genome assembly